Pristis pectinata (smalltooth sawfish) is the source of this 1552-nucleotide messenger RNA. RefSeq names its product sprouty homolog 4 (Drosophila) (gene spry4). Gene Ontology annotation, biological process: negative regulation of MAP kinase activity; multicellular organism development; negative regulation of fibroblast growth factor receptor signaling pathway. Bases 366 to 1283 code for a protein of 305 amino acids. The transcript is spliced from 2 exons. Gene Ontology annotation, cellular component: membrane; cytosol. The record is from RefSeq and is a predicted model, not a curated record. NCBI's taxonomy places the organism in Eukaryota, Metazoa, Chordata, Chondrichthyes, Rhinopristiformes, Pristidae.
AGUCGGAGACUCUGCAGUUUAUCAAUGAUUCAGCCACAAUCUCCACUGUGAAUCUGCAAAAGCAACGACUGCAUCUACUGUACUCCUAAUACUUACCAGUGGGAUUAUUGUUCCUGUCUUUUUUUUAAUUUGCUGUUGAUUUAAUAUAAUAUAAUUAAAGAAAAUACUACCCUCCCGGCCACUGCCAAACGUUUCAUUCACAAAAUUACGCAGAAUCCGCCACUGUGCGCCCUCACGCCGAGCGGUACUGCAUCUACAAAGCAGAGCAUCCCCCGAUUGCACCUGGGUGUUAGAGGAGCUUGUUAUUAUUCUGGGGACGUUUAAAGGGUUGGAAUUCUAAGUGAGGAACAAGAAAACUGAGUCAAAUGGAGUCCCGGGUUUCGCUCGGGAAUGCUGGAAGCCCAGCUUCCGUGUUCCAACCCUUGCUGGACGGCCGCCUGCCUUACGGCAGAUUGCAACACGCGACAAUCUUACCCAUGGACCAAAUGAAGCCAAAUCGCCUGGAGAACGAUUACGUCGAAAAUCCCAUUGCCACCCAGCCCAGCAGGAACCCGAAUGCCCACAGCAGGCCGUCUCCUCAGGAGAGGAGAGCCAGCAGUCACCGCGACCAGGGCUGCGACCACCAUGAGCUCUCCAACCACAGCAGCGUGUCCUGGACUUCCAUCAGUCGACCCGGUUCCAUCAGCAGUAGCAGUAGUACCUCCUCGGAUCAGAGACUGUUGGACCACGCAGCCCCGCCGUCGGUGGCCGAUCACCUUGGCUGUCAGAGGGCCGUUCAAUCACAGCCCAAAUCAUCCGGCUCCAAAGCAAUCGAUCUUAAAGAGACCUCCCAGCGUCAGGAGACUGGCAAGCACGUGUUACUAUGCGAGGGCUGCGGGAAAUGCAAGUGCACCCGCUGCACCUCGCCCAGAACUCUUCCCUACUGCUGGGUUUGCAACCAGAGAUGUCAGUGUAGUCCACAGGAUAUUGUGAACUAUGCCACCUGCAUGUGUCUGGUCAGAGGAAUUUUCUAUCAUUGUACCAAUGAGGACGAGGAGGGAUCUUGCGCAGACCACCCAUGUUCCUGUUCCCACUCUAACUGUUGUGCCCGUUGGUGUUGUAUGGGGACCAUGUCCGUGUUCCUGCCUUGCUUACUCUGCUACCUGCCGGCAACUGGAUGCGUCAAACUGUCCCAAAAGUUUUAUGACACUGUUAGCCGGCCGGGCUGCCGUUGCAAGAAUUCCAACAGUGUGUACUGCAAGGUCCCAGAGGUGUCAGGCUGCAAUGGGGACAAGCCCUCAUGAUACAGGAAGCAUGUGGUGUGCUUCGCAGAACCAUUGUUCACACCCAGACUUUAUUGGUCCAGCCCUUUUGCAAGAUUUGUUUUUUUUUAAAUGUUCAGUACUGAGUGGGUAAAACCUUCCUGUUGCUUUUUGAAAUGGACAUAAUAUAUAAUUAAAUGAAGCUUUUAAGAAGCAGCUAAAUAUGGGAUUUUCAAAACUUCUUUCAAAAUUCAUGUCUUUGCUCCUGAUACUUGGAGGAUAUUCUGCUCAGAAACUAAAGGGUUUUUUUU